AGGAAUCAAGUCAGAAAUCCAAUGAAGCCGAAAAUUUGCUUGAGAGCCUCUCCUGGGAGCAUUCAAUUUCGAAUUGGGUUUUUCCAAGAGCGAGUGAAGUUGUUGUCAUUAGGGUUUGGCUAUGGCGGAGGUGGAGGUCAAUCGGAGGGACAUGGAGGCCGGGGAGAGUCCAGCCUUAACAAGCGCUGCGCUAGGGUUGCACUAUUGGCCUACCAUUGACGGUCCUUUGGGAGUGUACCACGAGGAGGCAGUCAAUCUCGCCAAGUCUUUCUACUAUGUUGGGUUCCUGUGUCUUCCCUGGUUGUGGUUCAUCAACUGUUUAUACUUCCUACCAGUGCUGCGGAACUCAAGAUCCGAUCCCCUAAUUCGCCCAUAUGUGGUCAAGUCAGGCAUUGGUUUUCUUGUAUGCGGCUCACUUCUCCUUUCAUGGGCGUUAACUUUUGCGUAUGGCGGUGAGGGGUUAUUAGGUCCCUCUUGGAAGCACCUGGCAGUAUAUGAUAUCGCAAACAAGUACCAACAGAUCUUCACCUAAGGAGUCUACGUGGAGUUGAAGCUUUAAUACAUUCACGGUUUAAACAUCUUGAUUUUCACUUGCAGCGGGCGCACUGUGAUGUACAUUAGAUUCAUUCAUAGUCUAGAAUUCACAUGACUAUUGUAUACCAAGGUCUCCUAUUCCCUGUCCACAAACAUAUAUCGAUGCUCUUUACCUAGUAGCACACACGGGUGGAUAGGUAUGACGUCUUUGGAAAUGAUUUUAUCAAACGUGCAUGUUGCUGUGCACCGUGAUCAACUGCGGCUUUUUAAGCGGUCUAUCUUCACAGAAAUCGUGUCAGGAACUUUAAAAUUAGUUUUCUGAAGUGCAUAUGAACCCUUUCAUGCUCAACCUGGACAUGUGAACCAGCAAGGAGACGGCCGAAUUUAUCAAUAGAUCAUUACACUGCAUACCGUGUCUCAUGUAGGGACAGAGAAUCGGAAUGCUGGUGCCCAUCUGAAAUUUUAAUGGCU
This is a messenger RNA of Physcomitrium patens, 1005 nucleotides long. RefSeq names its product putative gamma-secretase subunit PEN-2. Gene Ontology annotation, cellular component: gamma-secretase complex. The record is from RefSeq and is a predicted model, not a curated record. Lineage: Eukaryota; Viridiplantae; Streptophyta; Bryopsida; Funariales; Funariaceae.